GCUUAGAGGGAGGAAGUCACGGGAGGGCUUAGCAUUUAGCCUGGGAUUUUGUGUUGCAAGUGUGCUUGGAUAGCUGCUGUUGCAAAGGCAGGUUUGCCUCUCAAUGCCCCAGAAGAUUGCAGCCCUGUGCACCCCUGGGAGUAAAUCUCAUUCAACAUAAUAGGACUGUGUUUUAAGUAAACAGUAAGCAUGUCUUCCAGUCCAACUGUAUUGAUGCGUCUUGUGGCCUCGGCAUAUUCUGUCGCUAAUAAAGCAGGAACAAUUGUCAGGAAAGUCAUGGCCGGAGGAGAUCUGGGCGUAGUCGAGAAGUCUGGAGCCAAUGAUCUGCAGACCAAGGCUGACCGGCUGGUACAGAUGAGCAUUUGCUCCUCUUUGGCACGGAAGUUUCCUAAGCUCACAAUCAUCGGUGAAGAGGAUCUUCCCUCUGAAGAUGUAGAUGAAGAGUUACUUGAGAAUGGCCAAUGUGAGGAGAUAUUGAAGAAGAGCUGCCCACAGCAGUAUACUAACAUUAAAGAAGAAGAGCUUGUUGUAUGGGUCGACCCUCUGGAUGGAACCAAAGAAUAUACAGAAGGACUUCUUGAUCAUGUGACAGUUCUUAUCGGAAUUGCUUAUGAAGGAAAAGCAAUAGCAGGAGUCAUUAACCAGCCGUAUUAUAACUACGAGGCAGGUGCAGAUGCAGUCCUAGGCAGGACAAUCUGGGGAGUCCUAGGUUUGGGUGCCUUCGGAUUUCAGCUGAAGGAGGCUCCAGCUGGGAAACAUAUUAUCACCACCACACGGUCACACAGCAGCAAGCUGGUCAACGAUUGCAUUAGUGCCAUGAACCCUGAUCAUGUGGUGAGAGUUGGCGGUGCAGGAAAUAAGAUCAUUCAACUUGUGGAAGGCAAGGCAUCUGCUUAUGUAUUUGCCAGCCCUGGUUGCAAGAAGUGGGAUACAUGUGCACCAGAAGCUAUUUUGCACGCAGUAGGAGGCAAGCUCACUGAUAUUCAUGGGAAUUUCUUUUGUUAUAACAAAGACAUAAAGCAUAUGAAUUCAGGAGGUGUCCUUGCUGCUUUGAAAAACCAUGACUAUUAUGCCAGUCGAGUUCCUGAGACGGUUAAACAAGCUCUUGUGCCUUAAAAUACAAAGCAUAGUGCAUUCCACUUGGUUGGGAAGGAGCUUCAGCUAUUAUAUUAUUCUUAGCUGGAAUUGGUAAUGGCUUAUGGAAUUGGAUCAAAGUUUCAUUCUGCCACAAUAUUUAGUAAUUUCCUCUCCCUACCACCCCCAGGUUACAACAGGCAUUAAAUUUGGUUUUCAGUUGGAACAGUAGGUUACUUCAGUUAGCAUAGUUUUAAAAUGUUAUAUUGCCUCAUUACUGUGUUUAUUGUUAUUAAUCUAUAUACGUUCCUGUUGAAUAAUCAAAUCUUUACACAAUCACAUUUCCUUGAUAACUUGAGAGCAAAAAAACUAUAAAUGAAGUACCAUUAUAUUUAAUGGUGUAAAAUAAAUCACCUCUGUUUAUAAACCCUGUUCACAUGUGAAUCACUCGGGGGGGGGGGGGUCUCAUGUGAUGACUUGGGAGCAGGGCUACACUGCUUGCCUACUGUUUAUGCUAGGCUUCUUGAGUUCAAACAUCCAUGCCAAUGCUUCACCAACAGUAUGAUGCCCCCUUUGUGCAAUUCACGUAUGAAGAGGCUAUAGACAAACGUAUUUCAGUCUUUUAUACACUGAAAGCACAAUGUGUCUUGAGUGGAUUAAAAUGUCAGUGAAAAUUAAAUGAUAUUUACCAUUUCUUAAA
Lacerta agilis (Sand lizard) is the source of this 1774-nucleotide messenger RNA. It is a transcript of the gene BPNT1, whose product is annotated as 3'(2'), 5'-bisphosphate nucleotidase 1. The record is from RefSeq and is a predicted model, not a curated record. Gene Ontology annotation, molecular function: 3'(2'),5'-bisphosphate nucleotidase activity. Gene Ontology annotation, biological process: phosphatidylinositol phosphate biosynthetic process. The coding region runs from base 190 to 1116 and encodes 308 amino acids. The transcript is spliced from 10 exons. Lineage: Eukaryota; Metazoa; Chordata; Lepidosauria; Squamata; Lacertidae.